Guillardia theta CCMP2712 is the source of this 1620-nucleotide messenger RNA. RefSeq lists its product as hypothetical. The coding region runs from base 1 to 1620 and encodes 539 amino acids. NCBI's taxonomy places the organism in Eukaryota, Cryptophyceae, Pyrenomonadales, Geminigeraceae. The record is from RefSeq and is a predicted model, not a curated record. The transcript has 5 exons.
AUGCAGAGGCUGCAGGGCAUCCAUGAGAAGUUCCUCCUCCGCAGCCCUCGCGUCACCACGAAGAGAACAAGCCUCAAGGUUGCGGUCACUCCCCAGGACAUGAAGAAAGCGUGUCUGCUCCCAGCCAAGAUGACGCAUCUCGACAUCAACCUGCACAUUGCUGGGCCUGUGAAACAAGCAACCUUGGAGGACAUGAUAGAGCGGGUCUCGCACAAGAACGCCCACCGGAAGUUCCCUGGCGCUCUAGCGUUCUUCGCUUCCAUCGGCUCAGACGUGCCGAAUCUGAAUGGCAGCCUGACGGUCGCUGGCAACUCUAUGCAAGAGAAGUUGAGCGCAGAGGUGCAGCCUUGCUCGGCAUCGCAGGCUGGCGCCAUGCAGGUCCAUCAGACCGCCGACCAUGUCGCGGAUCGAACCCUAGCCAACAAGGCUCCACGCCCUCAGUCGGCAUCCGCUGAGGGCAAGAAGGAAAACAGGGGGAGGGAGGGAUGCAGCAUCAUGACGAUAGGGAGGGCUCUUCCCCGGCAUACGAUGAGCUCCAAGAGGUUGGUGAACGAGAGCUCGAGACGGCAUCGCAGCGCCUCUAGGGCGAGCGGGAGAAGCAGUGAGAGUCCAGAGGGAGCUGGAGACGACAGUCCUGGCACGUUAGGUCAGAGCAUCCACCGGUCGACCACCAUAGGGCAAGGGAGCAGCUCAAAGCGAGUUGCGUCAGCCGCCGAGCCAGUCCCUCGACCCAAGUCGGAGAUGUCGUACUUCCGCAGGGACCCCGAGGAGUCCAAGAUGACGAGGAGGUGGCUCGAACUACUUCAUGCAGACUAUUCCUUCCAUCACCCCAACCGCCCGAAUGACGGCAUUAGGAGAAGGGAGCUCAAGUACUCCGUGUUCAACUUCUCCGACAAGUCGAUCGCUACGCCCGAGCUCGAGAAGUCAGACUCGUUCAAGAACUUACUCAUCAAUACCCUCGAUGUCAACGAUUCCUCUUCAUCGACGAACACUGCCGCAGCGACGGAAAUCAAUGCCUUGCUACACCCGCCUUCCCCACUGUUCCCUUCAUCGUCAAAGGGUAAGAUCCCAGUCUUCGGAUCGGAACAACAAGGGAAAGACCAAGACGCUCUCAGCCCGAUGGCAGCCAGGCACGAAGAGGGUGAAGGUUUGGUUUCAGAUCACACCUUCCGCGAGAAGAAAGAGGUACUCGUCAAGACAGCCAAACAAACGCGAGCAGACGGCAGGCUAGCGAUGAAGAAGCAGAUCUUACUUUCAUCCCCCACCUCUUCCUUCGAUCCCGUCAUCAACCUGCACGACAUCCCGCCACAUGCGCAGGAUUCCAACAUGCGAUGGGAUGACCCCAGCCAUGUGUUGCUCUUCAACACAGGAAUAUCCGUGAACGUCAAGAUGAGCGACAAGCAGGUGAUCCAACCCGAGCUCGGCAAGGUAGGCAAGCUCAAUCGCCGCGAGACGAAGCUCAUGGCAACGAGGAGGAACGCGGAAGAGAGGAUGGCGUCAAAUACCUCCCUCCCUCCCAAGCUUCGGCCGCUGCUGCUGCUCUCAACCGCAGACGACUACUUCAGGUCCUCUACACCCAACAGCCGGACGUACAUAGCUCGACACCCCAUGUCCCCUUGA